AUGCCUCGCGGAUUCCUGGUGAAGCGGAAGCGGCGCGCGCCCGCGUCCUACCGGCGUCCUACCGGGGGUCCUACCGGGGACCCACCGGAGGGCGUCCGGGGCGCGUGGAGCCCGCACGUGGAGUCAGAAACGGACCGGCGCGCGCAGCUGCCCGAGACCGAGGAGGAAGAGGAGGAAGAUGUGCGCGAGGUGGAUGUUCUGGGUCUGGAGGGGGACUUCUAUCCCCCCCCGGUGGGCACGCGCGCGCAGGUGGUGGUGGAGCAGCACGCGCUCCCGUUCCCCGGUGUGGGUCUCGCGCCCCCGGACCUCCCGGACCUCCCGUUCCUCGUGCCCCCCGCGUCCAUCGAGAGGCUCCUCGCGACUGGACACCGCGCGCAGCCCCACGGGCAGCACCGGGACCCCGGAGUGGCGCACGCGCGCGUGCACGUGUUCCCGCCGCUCACGCUGAUGACCCACGAGCAACAGCACGAGCACCAUCACCACCACGCCGCCAAACAGCCCCAAAGACCGGGGAACCCCCCCAAGAAGCCCAAAGCCAACCGGAAGCUCAACUUCGAGGAUGACGUCACCACGUCCCCGGUCCUGGGUCUGCGGAUCAAGAAGGAGGGCCCGGACCCGCGGAGGCCCCGGGAGAAGCCCCCCGGGGCCUCCGGUGGCGGGGGGCGGCCGCUGGGGGAGUUCAUCUGCCAGCUGUGCCGGGAGGAGUACCCGGACCCGUUCUCGCUCGCGCAGCACCGGUGCUCGCGCAUCGUGCGCGUGGAGUACCGGUGCCCGGAGUGCGAAAAGGUCUUCAGCUGCCCCGCGAACCUGGCCUCCCACCGGCGCUGGCACAAGCCCCGCCCGGCCCAACCGGGCCAACCGGGCACCCCGGCGGCCCAUGCGGGCCCGGAGCCGCUCAAGGACGCGCACGUGCCCGCCACGCACGCGCCCACGGAGCUGGAGGGGAAGGAGAACGCGCAGCAGCUGCUGGGGGUCAUCAGCAACGUCAAUCAGCACCACGCGGCCCCGGACAGCUCCCCGCUCACUCACUACGACCCCCCGGGGUCCCGGUACCGGAACCGGAACCCGAACCCGGCCGACAGCCCCCCCUCCGGGCUCCUGAUGCUCACCGGGAGCCCCGGGGCGCGCGCGGACCUCUCUCCCGCGCACGCGCAGCUCCCGUUCGCGCGGUCGGUACCGGAAGAGGAGCUGUACGACUGCCGGUACUGCGGGAAGAGGUUCCGCCGCAUGGCCUACCUCAAGAAGCACCUGGCGGCGCACGAGACCACCACAACAACAGCGCGUGCGUCCCCACCCGUGUCUCCUUACGGCCACGCGCGCGAGGCCACCGGAAGCCAGGGCCAGGUGUUCCUGUGCCACCUGUGCGGCGCGCGCUUCCCGUCGGCGGAGAUCAGAGACAAACACCGGCUGUGGCACGCGAUGCGGGAGGAGCUGCUGGCGGAGACUCUCGGGGGCGCGCGCCGCGCGGACGUCUUCCACGCGCACCGGGAGGCGGAUAACGGCGGCCCCGGGGAGCGCGAGACGCCUCAGCAACAGCAGAUCUUCACGUGCAAGUACUGUCCGUCCACGUUCUUCAGCUCACCGGGGCUCACGAGACACAUCAACAAGUCCCACCCGGCCGAGAACCGGCCCGUGCUGCUGCUGCAGAUGGCCGUGAGACCCUGA
Menidia menidia (Atlantic silverside) is the source of this 1665-nucleotide messenger RNA. Lineage: Eukaryota; Metazoa; Chordata; Actinopteri; Atheriniformes; Atherinopsidae. The record is from the annotation of a GenBank genome assembly.